GUCGUUUUUACAGUGUAAUUACAGCGUAAAAGUAAUUACAGAGUAAUAUUUUUUACAGCGUAAUUACAGCAACGCUCGAGUCUUGCCCGCAGCACUGCACUAGUGCCAGCGGAGAUUCACAGUGCAGCUGCAAGGGCUUGCGCAGCACGCCAGCGACGCGGCGAUCUAUGCGAUACGUAACGACAUUCAUCAUGGCCUCGAUGAUGCGCGAAGCCCCCGCCCUAGCGGAUAAGAAGCUCUACUCGGCGAGCGCGAUGGCGACGGCGCAGAUCGAGGGCAAGCAGCACUACGACGAAUUGGAGCGGCAAGGCGUGUUAGGUAUAGUUAGGAAAACAAGAAUCCGAGGACGAUUGGCCGACGGCGUGCCGAUGCGGGAGGGCGAGAAGAUGCUGCACCUCAUAAGGCACGGCCAGGGCUUCCACAACUUGCUCGGGGAUUUAUAUAGAGACUUCGGGAAGACGGUCGACAGCACGGGCGGUGAUAAGUCAGGCAAUCCUUAUGUGAGACCGGAGAUCGAGGACUCGCCCCUGACUGCUGUUGGAAGGCAACAAGCCAAAGCCCUGAGGCCGACGACAAGAGCUUUGACGGGCAUCGAGCUGGUUGUGUUGUCACCCUUACAACGGGCGGCCCAGACGGCCGCUUUAGCGAUGCCUCAUUUGAAAGAUAUAGUGCCGUGGAUCGGCCACCCGUUGGUCCAGGAGACGUCGGGCGUGAACGUGUGCGAUAGGCGAAGGGACCGGUCCGAGAUCCAGGACGACUUCCCCUGGGUCGAGUGGGGCCGCCUCGAUUCGGAGAAGGACGAGUUCUUCGACCCUGAUGAAAGGGAGUCCGCCCGAUCCGUCUCGGAUCGGGGCUACGACUUCAUGCGCUGGGUGCGGGCGCGACCGGAGUCCGAGAUCAUCGUGGCGACGCACUCGGCCUGGUUGUUCACUUUGUUGAACACGGUGAUCGAGGCCGACUCUUCUGAUUUGUCCUCGUGGUUCCUCACGGGCGAGCUCCGGUCGGUGAUCGUGUCCUUCGAGGACCGGGCGUCGCCCGACGAGCUCUAGCUAGCUUAAGAAGUAUGAAUACGCA
Pelagomonas calceolata is the source of this 1074-nucleotide messenger RNA. Lineage: Eukaryota; Pelagophyceae; Pelagomonadales; Pelagomonadaceae. The record is from the annotation of a GenBank genome assembly.